Messenger RNA from Schistosoma guineensis, 1719 nucleotides. NCBI's taxonomy places the organism in Eukaryota, Metazoa, Platyhelminthes, Trematoda, Strigeidida, Schistosomatidae. The record is from the annotation of a GenBank genome assembly.
AUGGAAAUGCUUGUUUUCUGCGAAACCCUCCAAGUGAUUUUCGUCAAACCAUCUAUUUCUUUCAAGACACAGCUUUCUGAAUUGCUUAGAAUCAAGGAAUUCAUUUUGCCAAGCGUCAAAUGGUUAAUUUUGGUAUUCCGGGAACCAUCUGCUAGCGACUUGUUGUAUGUAACAGUAGAUGAUCUCGAAGGUUUAGCCAAUCGAGUUCGUGAAAAUGGAUCUUGUGACAUAAAUUGUAGUGCAGAAAAGGCUAGAGAAAUUCUUUCUAGUUGUGGCCUUCGUCUGCCACGUGCUGAAUCUAAAAGGACUAAUUCAACUUUUCGUGAGUCUCAGAUUUCUAACCAAGUCGAUCAAACUCAAACCAAGUCUGACAAGUAUCCCAUUUCAAAUUUGGAAUCUAGUUCAUCCCAAGUUGACAAACACACAAAUGAGGGAGGUCUGCUGACUGAUGUGAUAAAUACUCUUACUCAUUCCGGUAUCCAACUGACAAAUAACUCAAGUUCACUUCCUCAGGAAAGCGGAAAUACUAUCCAAGGAAAACUGACAAUAGGUGAAUGUAAUAAAGAAUGUGACGAUUUAAUCAUUCUCUGUGAAGAAAAUACUGGCGAAUGGAUUCAGAAUGCUAGGUCAUCUGCUUUGACUAACAGUGGCAAUCCUCAAACUGAAUCAUCUACGAAUCCUGAUGACGAUUCCUUGAAGUUCGACUACAAACCUCCUGGGUCUACUGACAGUAUAACAAUAACCAAUAAUGAUAUUGAGUGUCUUGCACCUGGAGCUCUUUUAAAUGAUGCUAUAAUUAACUUCUAUCUCAAAUAUUUGUAUUUCGAAAAGCUCACAAGUUUCCAAAAACAAGCCACUUAUUUGUUCAAUGUAUUUUUCUACAGUCGGCUGGCGAGUGGUGGUUAUAUAUCGAGUGAUGUACGUAGUUCUACAUUCUCAACUAAUUUACCAAAGACUUCAGAAACCACAGAUGAAACAAUUUUUGCUCAGCAUGCUAAUGUUGCGAAAUGGACACGUCGAGUCGAUCUUUUCAGUAAAGAUUAUAUUAUUAUUCCAAUUAACGAAUGUGCACAUUGGUUUCUUGGUCUUGUCUGCUAUCCAUGGAUGGCGGGAAUGGUCAGUUACACUGCUCUCUAUCGUGAAGAAGUCUAUCAUCUCUGCCAGUUGACAGAAAAAUUUACUAAUGUCGAUCGCAUCAACUUCUCAGGCGACGAUUUAAAUUCCCUAGAUAUUGGUGAAGAAGUUAUUCAAAGGUUGCCUACCGACACUCCAGGUGAAGCAUUUGAUCGGUGGCGGCGAAGACGUUUAGCCUGGCUUCGUCAACGUGGUGUUAACGCAAUGCCAUGUGUUUUACUAUUCGAUUCGCUUCCUUGUCAAAGCCGAGUUGGCAAUUUGCAUGUUAUUCGAAAUUAUUUACAAGCUGAAUGGAAUACUCGCAGAUCAGCCCAAGAUGGUGUUCUCCGCUUCGAUAAGGAUACAAUUCGAGGUUUUAGUCCUCGAGUGCCUGUUCAGAGUAACCUGGUUGAUUGUGGAAUCUACCUACUUCAUUACGUGGAAAUGUUUUUCAAGAAACCUGUUCAAAGUUAUACGAAGGAUUAUUUCCAACACGAAAUGGCUGGUUGGUUUCCAGAAGCUACUGUCAGCCAGAAGCGUGCCCAAAUCCGUGACAUUUUGGUUAACCUACGAGAGCGUACACUGAGGGAGAAGGCUAAAAAUUGA